AUGCUGGCGUGGGUACGUCUGAAUCAAUGGAUGUUCCCAACGGAUCAGGAGGUAUUAUCCUUCCUCCUGAUGAACAUGAAGGAUGUAGCAGGGGCCUGGGCCCAUCCCCAUCUUGAUCAACUUGGGUCCCAUAGGGCCCUGACCCAAACAGUUGAUGAGUUCAGGAUGGAGUUCUUGGCUGCAUUUGGGAAUCUGGAUGCCAUGCAAGCCGCUGAGCGGCAAAUCACCAACCUUACUCAGACAGGCACCUGUGCUGAGUAUAUCACAAAAUUCAGGACCAUUGCCAUGGACCUGGAUUGGAGCAACUCCACCCUCUGUGGGCAAUUUGCACAUGGCCUCCAUUGGGAGGUCAGCCGCCUCAUUGCCACACAUGAGCAGCAACCCACCACCCUCCUGGAGCUGCAGAACGCGGCCCUUGUCAUCAACAAUGCCCUCCAAGAGGAGUGCACCAGCCACUUGCAGAAGGGUAAUAAGCCUGGCUCCUCCAACUCUACUCCCAAUAGGGGGGCAAGUACCGGCCAACAGGCCACAAGACCAGGGCGCCUAUCCAGGGAUCCUAACUUUGUUAGCCACAAGUUUGCAGAAUGCUGCACCGGCUGGAAAGCCACACCUAAGGAGGAAGGUGUUAAAAAGGAAGCUGCCAAAAUUGGCAAAGAGUCUGGACCCAAUUUGGGAAAAGACUAA
Molecule: messenger RNA, 684 nt
Organism: Rhizoctonia solani
Lineage: Eukaryota; Fungi; Basidiomycota; Agaricomycetes; Cantharellales; Ceratobasidiaceae
Product: Retrotransposon gag protein
Exons: 2
Coding region: 1-684 (227 amino acids)
Source: RefSeq, a predicted model, not a curated record